Suillus discolor is the source of this 942-nucleotide messenger RNA. RefSeq lists its product as uncharacterized. The transcript has 7 exons. Lineage: Eukaryota; Fungi; Basidiomycota; Agaricomycetes; Boletales; Suillaceae. The annotation marks the transcript as partial. The record is from RefSeq and is a predicted model, not a curated record.
GUUUCGAGCACCUUCUUGUUCUGUGUAAGAGUGGAAGUCAUUGGACAGUGCAUGUACGGAAGCGCGAAGUAUCAAGACCUGAACGAAACCGAUAUUGAAUCAUCAGUCCUCUCUGACUUGGUAGACCCAUGUCAGGCGUGAGGCAUGAGAUGCAGAUAUUCCGGAGACCAGCAUGUAAAUGUUGACUGGUGGAGGGGAGUUGUUCCACGGGGAUGAAAAUAGACACUGUCACAGGUGAGGUUCUGCGCUCGGCAGCGCCGGUUACAUCCCUUCAUCAAUAUGCACAGGAAGACGAAGAUGGGACAACAAACGCAGGCUUAUUCAUCUCCGUACCACACUCGACCACCUUCCUCAUUCUCGGAUGAACGGAUGAUUGUGGAAUGGGGUAUAGGCAAUAUUGCGCUUUCUGGAGGUAAACACUCCCAAAACCCUGCCUCGCCCUCUGAAUCCCCCACAUCCUUUAAAACAUACAUGGAAACACAUGGUCCUGCACAACUGGCGUACCGCGCCAAGGACGUUCCCGAUCUGUUUUUUUGGAAGGAGGACAGGCUUGUGCUAUGGGUGACUUCGGCAAAUUUUGUGAAGGGUCGUGAAGUUGGAGAUGGGAAUGCUAAGAGGGUUGAGGAGGAUGGUGCGGGGCAUGAGUGUACGAGUAGGGUCUAUGUUGACCAAAAGCCACAUUACGACCCGAAUCGUGGACUGGGCCUAUUUGCGAAUAUAUCAGGCAGGCAAAGCUCUUCGGCGGUUUGGGGUAGAGCAAGGAGGAUGCAGAGUGCACCGGCCCAAGAAAGUUGGCAAGACCCGGGGGAGAGCAAGAAACUUGGGGGAUCGAUCGAUCCUCCACCAAGAGCUAAAGGAGCUCAUGUGCGAACCCAUGAAGAGGACGAGAAGGAAUUUCCAGAGGAUAGCGGCAUGGUUCUGCUCUGUGACGAUAAGGAUGUG